Molecule: messenger RNA, 1582 nt
Organism: Alosa alosa (allis shad)
Lineage: Eukaryota; Metazoa; Chordata; Actinopteri; Clupeiformes; Clupeidae
Gene: tubb2b
Product: tubulin, beta 2b
Exons: 4
Coding region: 76-1416 (446 amino acids)
Biological process (GO): mitotic cell cycle; microtubule cytoskeleton organization
Cellular component (GO): microtubule; cytoplasm
Molecular function (GO): structural constituent of cytoskeleton; GTPase activity; GTP binding
Source: RefSeq, a predicted model, not a curated record
GCCGCUUGCCGCGCCUUAGACGAAGAAAGGAGAGACAUUUUGGUUCAUUGAAACGUUUUACCAUCUAACGAAAAAAUGAGGGAAAUUGUGCAUCUUCAGGCUGGUCAGUGUGGUAACCAGAUUGGUGCCAAGUUCUGGGAAGUCAUCAGUGACGAGCAUGGUAUUGACCCCACUGGAACUUAUCAUGGCGACAGUGAUCUUCAGCUGGACAGGAUCAAUGUCUAUUACAAUGAAGCAUCAGGUGGCAAGUAUGUGCCUCGUGCUGUGCUGGUGGACUUGGAACCUGGAACCAUGGACUCCGUAAGGUCUGGACCUUUUGGACAGGUCUUCAGACCUGAUAACUUCGUCUUCGGCCAGAGUGGUGCUGGUAACAACUGGGCCAAGGGCCACUACACUGAGGGAGCUGAGCUGGUUGACUCUGUGCUCGAUGUGGUGAGGAAGGAGGCUGAGAGCUGUGACUGUCUUCAGGGUUUCCAGCUCACCCACUCCCUGGGUGGUGGUACUGGCUCCGGUAUGGGCACCCUGCUCAUCAGCAAGAUCCGGGAAGAGUACCCCGACCGCAUCAUGAACACAUUCAGCGUUGUGCCCUCGCCUAAGGUGUCAGACACAGUCGUCGAGCCAUACAACGCCACACUGUCUGUGCACCAGCUUGUAGAGAACACAGACGAGACCUACUGCAUUGACAACGAAGCCCUGUACGACAUUUGCUUCCGUACCCUCAAGCUCACCACUCCCUCUUAUGGUGACCUGAACCACCUGGUGUCUGCCACCAUGAGCGGUGUGACCACCUGUCUCAGGUUCCCUGGCCAGCUGAACGCAGAUCUGCGCAAGCUUGCUGUCAACAUGGUACCAUUCCCCCGUCUGCACUUCUUCAUGCCUGGUUUUGCCCCCCUGACCAGCAGGGGGAGCCAGCAGUACCGCUCCCUCACUGUGCCUGAGCUGACCCAGCAGAUGUUUGAUGCCAAGAACAUGAUGGCAGCCUGUGACCCACGCCACGGUCGCUACCUCACCGUUGCUGCUAUCUUCCGUGGCCGUAUGUCCAUGAAGGAGGUGGAUGAGCAGAUGCUCAAUGUCCAGAACAAGAACAGCAGCUACUUCGUGGAAUGGAUCCCCAACAACGUCAAGACUGCUGUUUGCGACAUUCCCCCCCGUGGCCUCAAGAUGGCUGCCACCUUCAUUGGCAACAGCACCGCCAUCCAGGAGCUGUUCAAGCGCAUCUCAGAGCAGUUUACUGCCAUGUUCCGUCGCAAGGCUUUCCUCCAUUGGUACACCGGAGAGGGCAUGGAUGAGAUGGAGUUCACCGAGGCAGAGAGCAACAUGAAUGACCUGGUGUCUGAAUACCAGCAGUACCAGGAUGCCACCGCUGAUGAGGAAGGAGAGUUUGAGGAAGAGGAGGGUGAAGCUGAGCUGGCCUAAAUGUUCUCUGUAAAUAUCUUGUCCCAGGCUGUAUAAUUCACUGACCUGUCAGUCCUUUCCAAAGUCCAGUAUUUUGUGUUCUGUUUUUAUUUGUCACCUGCUGUUCUCAUUCCUGUCUGUACAGAAACAAGUAAUUAAAAAACAAAAAAAACCUUUCUUACAAAAA